This is a messenger RNA of Peromyscus eremicus (cactus mouse), 639 nucleotides long. Its product is annotated as keratin-associated protein 10-2-like. The record is from RefSeq and is a predicted model, not a curated record. The transcript has 2 exons. Lineage: Eukaryota; Metazoa; Chordata; Mammalia; Rodentia; Cricetidae. Bases 1 to 639 code for a protein of 212 amino acids. Gene Ontology annotation, cellular component: keratin filament.
AUGGCCGCCUCCACCAUGUCUGUCUGCUCUGACGCCUGCACCAACUCCUCCUGGCAGGUGGACGACUGCCCAGAGAGCUGCUGUGAGCCUACCUGCUGUGCCCCCAGCUGCUGCCAGUCCAGCUGCUGCCAGCCCAGCUGCUGUGUGCCCAGCUGCUGCCAGUCCAGCUGCUGCCAGCCCAUCUGCUGUGUGCCCAGCUGCUGCCAGCCCAGCUGCUGCCAGCCCAGCUGCUGCCAGCCCAGCUGCUGUGUGCCCAGCUGCUGUGUCCCAUCCCCCUGCCUGACCCUCAUCUGCACCCCAGUGAGCUGUGUGUCCAGCCCCUGCUGCCAAUCUGCCUGCAACAGCUGCUGCACACCCUCAUGCUGCCAGCAGUCUAGCUGCCAGCCAGCUUGCUGUACCUGCUCCCCCUGUCAGCCAUCCUGCUGUGUGCCUGUCUGCUGCAAGCCUGUCUGCUGCAAGCCUGUCUGCUGCACACCCAUCUGCUCUGGAUCCUCCUCAUGCUGCCAGCAGUCUAGCUGCCAGCCCUCAUGCUGUCAAUCCUCCUGCUGUCCCUGCUCCAGUGUGUCCCUGCUCUGCCGCCCUGCCUGCUCCCGCCAGGCCUGCUGUGGCCUCUCCUCGGGCCAGAAGUCCAGCUGCUGA